Messenger RNA from Homalodisca vitripennis (glassy-winged sharpshooter), 3295 nucleotides. RefSeq lists its product as uncharacterized. NCBI's taxonomy places the organism in Eukaryota, Metazoa, Arthropoda, Insecta, Hemiptera, Cicadellidae. The record is from RefSeq and is a predicted model, not a curated record. Bases 546 to 3017 code for a protein of 823 amino acids. The transcript is spliced from 3 exons.
AAUUAGAUAGUCUAAUGUCAUUUAAUUUGUUUAUAAAUAUUUAAAUUUUAUAACCAAAAACCCCUAAAAGUCUAUUAGCUUGUUUUCCAAAUUUUUUUACAUAAACAAUGUUAUUUCCCAGAAAAUAUAUUAACUCCUGAAGUUCAUUUUUAUUGUGAAGUAAUUAUGGCUGAUAAGACACAAUAACAGCAAUACGCCAAUGAGACUCACAAUGAGGAAUCUCCCAAAAUACAUACCUGCAAUUGAGAAGAAAGCAGGACCAUGAAGACACUGCAUAUGUACUUUGCAAGUUCACACAAAGGCGAAAAAAGAAAUAAUAAGAAACAGGAUACAUGUGUGAGGAGUGCAGAGUUGAAUUGCGCAUGACAUCAUGUUAUAACGAUUUCCACAAGCUUAAAAACUAUUAAAAAAGUAUAAGUUACAGUGACUGUACAUAGUGUAAAUAAACAAUAACUUGUUCUAGGAUAUAAAUAAACAAUACAACUGUACUCCAGUUACCUAGCUUUAGCGUAAGCAUUUGUAUUGGAUAUCCACUAAACUAGACAAUGAUCAAAAAGAGAUCUAAAAAGAUUCUGUUCUCUAAAACACAGUCAAAAACACCCCCAAAACUCAUGGAAGAAGAAUUUUAUUCAGAAAGUGUAACAACUGAACCUAAUCUGCAAAAAAUGAGAAGGCCUAGCAAAAACCCUGUGAGUAAACGAAAAGACAAAUUCAGAAAACAAUAUGAAUAUUCUGAGUUUGAAGAUCCUUACGAUGAGUACACUGAUGGAUAUGACCGGUAUCAGAACAACAUGUUGUCCGAGGGAUAUGAAGAUUACACAACAGAGGAUUCAUACAGGUACAGACACAGACCAGGACACAGUAGAAUGUACAUGACUGAGACUGUCACAGAGGAUUAUGAUUCAGAUGACAGGUGGAAAUCAGAAAGAGAAGUGAGAGAUGUGGACAACUGGAGAGAGAUGACGGAGCCAUACAUGUCAGAUCUUGCUUCUGAGGAUAGUUACCAAGAACAGCAUCUGAGAGGAAGAAAGGAGCGCAGUUACGACCACAAAAGAAGAAAAGAUUUUGCAGAUUCAACAGAAAAUGAAACAAGUCUGUACGGAGGAGAGUAUAAUGUCUUUGUUGCCGAUGAACCAGUAGGUCAUCAGGUUUUUAGAUAUAAAAGAGAAUCAUUACACCGAGCAAAACAUACUGAAAGUUCUGAUACAAGUGAUUCUGAAUCAGUUACAGAGAAAGAUGUGACUGAGUCUACAACAACAAAUAAUAAAAAGUACACAGUUUACGCAGCAGAUGUGGGACACUCUGCUCAUGGGGCCUUUCAAAGGGAACAGACUAAAAAGAAAGUCCUGUCGACUAGCAAGUAUGAAAAUGGGGAUCCACCUAAAGCAAUUGGACAGGAAACAAUGACAAGGGAGCUACACAAAAUACAAUCUGAAAUCGUUUACUUGCCAGUCUUAAUGCUAGACAAAACUGCUAAAUCAAAGCUCAUAUCCUCUGGAUCCAUCAUAAAGCAAACUGGUGAACAGCCAGAAAAACCUCUUGAGUCAAAGAUGCAAGUUUAUGUUGCCCAAGAUAUGGAACAGAACAACAUUUUUGUACAAGCACAACACCCCUCCAUUCAAGAUCCAGAAAUAGUUCAAAACAUAACAGUUUAUAGUGCUGAUCAGGAAGAGUCAUCUCCAAUGAAGCCAAGGCUUUCUAAAAUGUCCUUAAGGCCUGUGAGUAAGGAAAGUCUAGUUCAUCGGCAAAAGUCAAAAGUAAUGAAGCCACAGCGUUCAAUGUCCUUGAGGCCUAGGAAAUACAUACGGAAAGGUGAUCUGGAUCAUAACCCCUACCCAGUCCAGAAAUCUUACAUCAAUAUGUUGUCACGAUUGAAGUCUAAAGAAAAAUCCAACAAAAAAGCUUCAGGAAUUAAUUUUAAACGUUCACUCUCCAGGUUGUCUCAAAAACUGGAUUUGAGUAAAACUGAUCAAACAAAUGUAAAAACUCAAGAAAAUACCAAUCAAAGCAAACACACAAAAAAUACUAAUGACAGCUCAGGACCUGAAGAACCACAUGUAACACAAAAAAUACAUACUUUAAAAAGCUCAUCAUGUACAAAUUUUCGUCCCUCACAUACAAAUAUUCAUACAUCUACAUAUCUAAACUCUUCACCUAUGAAUUUGUACACUACAACACAACAAGAUCAGAAUGUGGAUAUUUUAGCAUCUAGACAAUCAGCUACAAAAAGCAGUUUUGCAGUACCUACUCAAUCCACGAAAGUUAAUAAAAGAUCCAGGGUUAUGUCGAAGGAUAUAAAGAAGGAAGAAGACAUAAGAAAAUCUUUAAAGCCAUCAGAUACUGUUAUGCAACCAGUAACUAGAGAUCCUUUCAUAGAGGAACUCAAACCUCAACCAACACCUGUUAUUGAUCAACAAUGCCAAAUCAGAGAAGUAAAAAAUCAUAAACUAAACAAAAAUAGUGAAUUAAAACUUCAACCACAUAAAGUACUUUCCAGAAAGGCUUCAGGACUUCUGAAAAAAUCUGAGUCAAAACAGCUACAGAAAGUGCUUUCCAGAAAAAGUUCAGGACUUCUAAGGAAAUCUGAGUCAAAAGAAACAAAUACACAUCCCAAAGAAAAAAAAUCAACGAUAUCAAGAAUCUUUGGUAGAAAACAAAAAAAUAAAGAAAUAAAUAAUGAAUUUUUAGAAUUUACCAAUGAAGACUUACCAGAAAACUAUCAUUCAGAAGCAGUAGUAUCAAAUAGUGUGGCUAAUCAACCUCAACAAAGAAAACUUAAAAGAAAACAUACUACAGAAAAACGACCAAAAAUAAUACCAAAACAUGAACCAUCACAGCACUUCAUUGAUAACACUGAUAUUUCUAAAAUUUCAAAACAAAUGUGGGGCGUCAACCAAAACUUUCUCAUUUUGCUUUUCCAGACGGCUCAAUUUUUCUUGGGUCUAUCCAUCCAUGAAAAACUAAUGGAUGUAAUUGCAGCUUUUAAAAGUAAUGAUCAGAUUUCGGCCCCAUACUAACAAUUAAUUUGUUUAUGUACAAAAUGUGGAUAUUUAGAUUUUUCACUCUAUUAUUUAACUCACACUACUGUACAUUAUCUUUCAAACAAUAGAAGUACUGUAAUGUACUAACUUGUGUGAUUUUUCAUAACAAUUAUGAAAUAAACAUUUUAAAUUCAAAUUAUUAUAAGUUAUUUUAAUAGUUGGUGGAAUCUCUACUUUUUGGAAUUUAUCCAUGCACAAACAAUGUAAUGUAUUCUAGAUUAAAUAUGAUAAAUAUAUAACUUUUUAAUUGAUUA